Messenger RNA from Cyphellophora europaea CBS 101466, 2631 nucleotides. RefSeq lists its product as uncharacterized. The transcript has a single exon. Gene Ontology annotation, biological process: retrograde vesicle-mediated transport, Golgi to endoplasmic reticulum. The coding region runs from base 1 to 2631 and encodes 876 amino acids. NCBI's taxonomy places the organism in Eukaryota, Fungi, Ascomycota, Eurotiomycetes, Chaetothyriales, Cyphellophoraceae. The record is from RefSeq and is a predicted model, not a curated record.
AUGGCAGCUAUUCAGCAACUAUCAAACGUACAAGUCUUCCUGCUCGCCGCCCAGUUCAUCAGUGAUGUCAAUGUCGAGAGUCUGCAGGUCCUGGCCGCGGAACGCAAAGAUGUUCUGACCAAGGACAUCAUCUACCGUUUGCUCCUCACGCUCUAUCCCACCGACGAAGCUGCACGAUCUGCUCUCCUUGCAUUGUUGGAGUCUAUCCGAUCCGAUUUUGAUAAUGUCAGCACUCUUGAUGCCCCUAUCGACACCUCCCCCGUCUCGAGGCUCUCCCUUGAUGCGGUCUCUCAAGAAGCCCAGCGAGUGUAUCUGGAAGCCUUCGACAGCGGCGUGGCUUCUAGAGCGAACAGUGACUUUGCAAAAUUCCUCAUUUCUUGGGCACACCAUAUUGAAUCGAGUGCAGGCACAUUAAAGGACGUUCUACCGUUAAUACAAGCCUUUGCGGCGCAGGAUGAGGAAUUGAGGCGAUGGGCAGAGACCUAUCUUGGCCCGAUCAUUCGCCUGCAAUAUGAUUAUUACCCAGAGGAUCUCGGUGGCUUCAACCUUCGCUCUCUUGAGGCGGCCUCGGGUCCAGACGGUAUCAAGGGACUCCUGCAACACGCAGCUGCUCGAUCUGAACAUGCGGAAAUUGCUCGAGAUCUAGAUGAAGUCGUUGCGCCAUGGAUCAUCGGCAAUCACGACACCGCAUCUUGGAGAGACGUCUUCGAGUGGAUAUUCCAGAAGGGCGUAGAAGACUUCAAGCUUGCGUCGAAAGCAUUGCUCGACUGGGAUGGUCCGAAGCAGGAAGAUCCAGAAGCAGUACAGGAAUUUCUUCAAACCGGCUUCGCCAUCAUUUACUCGAGCACUGAUAUCUCGGAUCAGAAUUUGACCGCAUUCAGAGCUAUCUAUGAGCGCUCAACAUCCAGGGCGCAAAUCCAGCCUAUUGAUAUCACUGAGUCAGAGCCAGACAUUCGGCCAACUAUGUUGUCAAGCAAUGUCACUGACGCUAGCUUUCUGUUCAACUCGCUCCUUUCGAGAAAGAACUACCUGACACAUGUGACAGAGGACUCUUCUAGCUUUCUCGCAGGGAUUUUGAAGACUACCGAGAUUUUGACGUCUUACAAACUGGGCAUGCCUCUUCCGAGCGUGGCAAGAAUCUGUCUAUCUGGAGCGAGAGACCGUCAGAAGCAGGAGAUGAUUAGGAUCUUGCAGCAAAUCCCGCGUUUGACAACGUCUGAACCGGACUGGCCACACGUGCGCAGGCAGCUACAUUGGUUGCGUUGCUGGGCGUCCUCGGCAUCAGAAGGUGCAAAAUCAAAUGAACCCAUCUAUUCCGAAAGAUCGCAACCAUCCACAUUCCUUGGACGGCUACCUGCGGACCUCGUUGAGACUGAGUUGCUAGAUGCAAUGCUAGCCGAUGGGCAAUAUCGAGCAGCAAGAGACAUGUUCGAUCUUUCGAAAUCCCAGACCUUGGAGGCUUCUGUUGUCAAAGAUCAUGUUGUUGCCGCGAUCUACUCUGCAUUCGACAACGCAUCCAAUGGAAAUAGGAAUCGGGGAGGCAUAAAACGUGCAUCGGAUAUACUGGCCAUCUUCAAGCCUGCCUUUCCCUCCUCGACCAGACUCCAAGCCGUCGAUCACCUCCUCAAGGCAACCCAUAGUUUGUCGUUCUAUCACUUGACGCUUCAGCAUGGUGUGCCUUUCCGGCCGGUCAACAUUAGGGCCCAGAAAGACCCUUUGUCAUUGAUCGAAAAGGUGCUCGACCAAGACCAAAAGGCGUAUGCGAAGCUUGAUGACCUUGUUGAGGUUGGGCGAAAUCUUGUUCUUUCGAGGAGCGAUACGCCCGACACAGUACAAGAUGAUGCAGAGGAAGUCAAGGCAAAGGUAAUUGAAGCUGAGCAGCGUGUGACAUAUGCAGCGAUUUUGUCGGCUCUGUCACAUCAUGAUUUCGAUACUGCUUAUUCAUAUAUCACGUCUCGGCUCCUGACGACUGGUUCAACACAAGUACCCAGUGGAUUUGUUGAUGAUACUUCUUGGCGGGCGGUGUAUGCCGCAGGGAAGUAUCGCCCAUCCUCAACGCCCAACGCCCUGCAUUCUAGAAUUUCUGCCCUCUCGAAGCGGAUGGAGCUAUUGUCCCUUGCACUCACCCUUGCUCCAGGCGCUGAGCCAUUGUCAGAGAUCUUGGGAACUUGGCGCCGGUGCGAAGAGGAGAUGGAAAGUUUGAAAAGCACUGCACUUGAGGAAGAGAGAGCAUUCGAAUAUGGGAGCAACGAAGGUGUCCCUGGUGGUUUUGAUAUGGACGAUAGAGAGCUUGAUGUUGCUGAAACACGGAAGGCAAUGGCAAAGCGGACCUUGGCCGGGGGAAGCUAUGAGGAUGAAGCGCCCAUGGGGCUUUUUGACAUGGCCAGAGGUGCAGCAAGUGCUCUACGGAAAAAUGCGUUUCCGCUUCAUGCUGCAUCAGGUGGCAACUUAGAGAUCCAGGAUACAGGGAAUCGACGGUCUGGCGAGUUUGCGCAGCCGUCCUCGCCCCAGGAAGGGGACAGGGUCAGAAAGCGGGACCUGGUCAGUAACAUGGUCACUAGCGGUCUUGUUAGUGGUAUGGGCUGGGUGCUAGGUGCUCAACCGACGGAGAGGCCUGGUCAAACGCAGUAG